ACACACACGACACAUAAAAACAAGAACUGGCGGUGGCGUCUCAGUGGACACGCUGCGGUAUUGUGUCACUGUGACACAUUAUAUGGUCUGGUCCCCUUCUGCUGUGUGAGGACACCCAGUGAACACCUGUACCUCCACUCUGGGUGUAACACAGUAAUGAGCCAAUUGGAAUACACACUGACGUCAUGUUUUCAUGCACAUGGAAGAUGUCACAGGAGAUUUUACUUCAUAAUAAAAACUGAAAAGUUGUUGCACCUGAGGAAACUUCCAGUUUGUUACUGAAAUUGGAGCCAUAAUGAUAUACUGAAUUGUUUUUGUAUAUUUUUGUACAAACAAUUACAUCCCUUUAUACUGUCAUUGCAUUGUUAGUUAAUUGGUCAUUCUGUAUAUAUUUGCUUUUCUUUAUUGAAGAUCAAAAUCGACAAAAUUGAAAAUAAAUAAGCAAAUCAAUUAAUGACUCAACAAUACAUAAAUAAAUAAGCUACACGCAGAAGUAAAUAAAUUAAAUACUGAAUAUCUAUGUACACUUUUGCUAUGUGCUAUUAAGAUGCUAACUGCACAUACUGGUGGUGUAUGCAAUGACAAUAAAGAUAAAGCAAGAUCUACAUUUUAAAACCAUUUAAAUUAAAGUGUAAAAAAACUGACAAAAUGUCCUGAUAAAAUAAAAGCAACAAGCCAAAACAUAAAACAUUUAAAGGGUACAGAUAUUUAAGUGUUAUAAAAUAUCUGUGAAUGUUCAGACAAAGUCAAAAUAGAAGAAUAAAAAAGAUGAAAUAAACAUAUUGAUGUCCUUGUACACAUGAUACAGUUCUACAGCCAGCAGUGGAUGCCCGGCAAAUGGUCUUAAACCCAAAUGUUGGACUAAUCAAAAAUUUGGCGCUGAAUAAAAAGUCAAAGGAUCAACAAAAGUUGUUGGGAAACAUUUUCUGGGAACCAUAAGUGUCUCCAAGUGCCUCUUCCAUAAUUAGUAGCAUAAAUGUUGAGAUAUUGCUCAAGACAUGAAAAUCCAUCCAGUAGCUAAAGGUUAUGCAAGGUGUUACAGUGCAGGGUUAUUUUUGUGUGUGUUUAUGCUGAGCCGAGUAGCUGUGUGUGUUCAGCUGUUUAACGUCUUAAUCAUUCAGUCAUUUUUGUUUUAAAUUUUAAAAGAUCUCACCCACAUUAAAAACAUGACAGUAAUAAGUUUUUUUAAUGUGACCGAUGCAGAAGCUGUUUUGGCCUCACAGUUUAUCCCAAGAGGCAGACAUGUUUGUUUGUUUGAUUAAAGCAUAUCAAGUCAGACCAUUAAAAGUCUUCUGUCAAAGCUUUGGUGAAAACUGUGUAAACUGUGAUGAAUAAUUCAGAGACAACGAUCAUUUUACUUGAGAUUAGCUUGCUGGGUUGCCAUGGAGGAAAUGCAUGUAUUAUUUACUGGCAGUGUGAGUGUGACUGUAAGGCAGCUUACAGACGCUCAGUCGUUUUUAGAUCUGUUCCAGCAGCCAGGAUUAAACCUGCUAGUAAUCCAUGGGAAACAAAAUAGUGUGUCUGAGCUGCAUGUUUACCUCUGAAUGGGAGGCAGGGAGCUGCGGUGUUGUGCGGAGCAUGUAAUGUAGCAGAGGGCUCGCAAUGGAGGGGACGAUGCUGACGGAGGGGCAGGAGAAGCCCCAGAAGCGGGUGAGGUUCCGAGUGGCUUCUGGGAACAGCGGCCGGGUGCUGAAGGAGAUUUUCAAGGAUGAAGGGCCUUCGGACUCCCUGGAGUCAGACUGCACCAGCAGCUCUGACGCCGACAGAGCCAGCACCCCCUCCACAAGUGGAGAACCGCACGGACACCUGUAUGGAUACAUGGGCUCGGAGCUGGACGACAGCGAGAGCGAGCCCGAUGACCUGCUCAUGUAUGCGGGGGCCACCAAGGACUGGUCGUUCACCACCAAGAGGGUCAACAUACUCAGUAAAAAUGGGACUGUGAGGGGGGUCAAGCACAAAGUCAGCGCAGGUCAGACGCUGUUUGAAAACCUUCCCAAUUGCAACAGUUUGGAGUUGUUGCUUGAGUUUGGGCGGAUUGUCAUCUACACGACCAGUUUCCGUGUGGUGAGGACGACCUUCGAGCGCUGCGAGCUGGUCAGAAAGAUUUUCCAGAACCACAGGGUGAGGUUCGUGGAGAAGAACAUCGCCCUGAACAGCGAGUACGGGAAGGAGUUGGAGGAGCGGUGCAAACGUGUGGGAGAACCUCCUUCGUUACCAGUUGUGUUCAUUGAUGGACACUACCUAGGGGGUGCUGAGAAAAUACUCGGUAUGAAUGAAUCAGGAGAGCUUCAAGAUCUUCUGAUAAAAAUCGAGAGGGUACAGCAUCCCCAGACGUGCCAGACCUGUGGGGGCUUUGCCUUCAUCCCAUGCCCAACGUGCCACGGCAGCAAGAUGUCCAUAUUUCGCAACUGCUUCACGGAUUCCUUCAAAGCCCUCAAGUGCACUUCCUGCAACGAGAACGGCCUGCAGCCCUGUGUGAGCUGCAGCCGGUGAGGACGUAACGUGCCUGACCCUACGUCCUCGCUCACUUCUCUGGGACCUGAGACAGGACCCUGAACUGGACUGAAACACAGGCAGUGACGUGAAACACAGCAGGUCUCUUCUUCCAUGGCCAUUGUUAGUCAAACAAACAAGGAAUUUGUAAUAAAAUCUGUGAAUUUGG
Hippoglossus stenolepis (Pacific halibut) is the source of this 2662-nucleotide messenger RNA. RefSeq names its product glutaredoxin and cysteine rich domain containing 1 a (gene grxcr1a). The transcript has 4 exons. The record is from RefSeq and is a predicted model, not a curated record. Bases 1603 to 2493 code for a protein of 296 amino acids. Gene Ontology annotation, biological process: sensory perception of sound. NCBI's taxonomy places the organism in Eukaryota, Metazoa, Chordata, Actinopteri, Pleuronectiformes, Pleuronectidae.